This is a messenger RNA of Dermatophagoides farinae (American house dust mite), 4569 nucleotides long. RefSeq names its product Isoleucyl-tRNA synthetase (gene IleRS). Gene Ontology annotation, molecular function: ATP binding; aminoacyl-tRNA deacylase activity; isoleucine-tRNA ligase activity. Lineage: Eukaryota; Metazoa; Arthropoda; Arachnida; Sarcoptiformes; Pyroglyphidae. Gene Ontology annotation, biological process: isoleucyl-tRNA aminoacylation. The record is from RefSeq and is a predicted model, not a curated record.
ACCAGAUAUAUUCAAUAAACAAAUUUGAAAAAAAAUUAACGAUUUUCUAAAUAAAAUUUUACAAGAUGACAAAAAUACCUGAACCACUUCAUAUUUUUGGCGAUUUUAAUCAAGAAUCCUAUGUGACAGCUAUUGAUAUUCACAAGUCCAACAAUGGUGAGAUUUUUGUAAUCUGUGGCUAUCACAAUGGUCUUAUUUCAACAUGGUUACUUUCCACAUAUCGAUGUCAACAACAGAUACAAUUAGAUGAUCAUAUAAAGGAUAAAAAUAUCGAAUUAUCACCAGUAAGAUCAUUAAUCUAUAUAAAUGCUCGACAAACAUUAGUGAUACGAUUGGCACGUGGAAAUGUCUUACUUUUUCAUUUUGAUUUGAAUGAUUCCAAAAAAUUUUAUCUUAUAAAUCAUUGGCGUACAUUUGAGCUAACAUUUGCCAAAAUGACCUCCCUAAUAGACGAUCUAUUCAUUCCAUAUCUAGAUCCUGAUAAUUCUAAUCAAAUUAAUUUGAUGCAUUUAUAUCAACCCAACGUGAUCAUUAAAAUCAUUGCAAAGGAAAAAAUUGAUCACGGAAUCAUAAUGGCCAUUCAUUCGUUUAUUGAUUCGGAAAAAUUUCUCUACAAUUUUAUCGCAUAUGAAGAUGGAUUUCUAACAAUUAACAAGAGUUAUUUUGAUUCUAAUAAAACAAUCAUGGACUCGGAAACAAUAUCAUCGAUUCAAAUACAAAAUGAAGGCAUCCUUCAUAUGGAUUACAAUGAUUGCGUAAAACAAGGUAUAGCUUGUUAUGCACCUAAUGAAGUUGUUUUAUGGAAAUGUUCGAUUGGUAAUGAAAGGUUGAUUGACAAUUCAAAAAUCAAACGAUUCACAAUCAAUAGUGAAAGUAUAACCUGUUGUUCUAUUCGACCGGAUGGUAAAAUUUUUGCUAUCGGAUCUGGUGAUGGAAGAAUUCGAAUAUUUUCGACUAAAAUUGGACGACCAUUAGCUGUAAUAUCAUAUCAUCAUGAAUCUAUCGAAACACUUCGAUUCACUUUAAAUCUUCACUCUAAUAACGAUGGUGAUAAUUUGAAAAAAUAUCUUUUAUUCGCCUCUUCUCAAGAUGGAUCCAUUUCAAUUUGCGUUUCAACAUAAGCGGCGGAAAUGCUUGAUCCUUUACCAGACUCAAUCAAUUUUUUUGAAGCCGAAGAAAAAGUGUUUAAAUUUUGGAACGAAGUAGAUGCAUUUCGUACUUCGAUCAAACAAUCGGCCGAUGCAAAUCGACCGGCGUAUGUUUUCUAUGAUGGUCCACCAUUCGCCACUGGUCUGCCACAUUAUGGUCAUAUUUUAGCCGGUACCAUCAAAGAUAUUGUUUUAAGAUGGGCACACAUGUCCGGCUAUCAUGUGGAACGACGAUUUGGCUGGGAUACACACGGUCUACCCAUUGAAUAUGAAAUUGAUAAAACAUUGAAUAUUAAGAGCCCGGAAGAUGUGAUGAAGAUCGGCAUCAAAGCUUAUAAUGAUGAAUGUCGUAAGAUUAUUAUGCGUUAUGCGGAUGCAUGGGAAAAGAUUAUCACUCGACUUGGUCGAUGGAUUGAUUUCAAAAAUGAUUAUAAAACAAUGUACCCCGAAUUUAUGGAAUCAGUUUGGUGGGUUUUCAAACAACUAUUCAACAAAGGUUUAGUCUACAAUGGCGUUAAAGUGAUGCCAUAUUCUAGUGCCUGUUUAACACCGUUAUCGAAUUUCGAAUCCGGUCAAAAUUAUAAAGAUGUUAUUGAUCCAGCUAUUGUGGUUUCAUUCCCAUUGGUCAAUGAUCCUCAAGUGUCAUUGCUAGCAUGGACAACAACCCCAUGGACAUUACCAAGUAACAUGCUGUUAUGUGUUAAUCCUAAUUUGGAAUAUGUGAAAAUCAAAGAUUUCAAAACUGAUCGAAUUUUCAUAUUGCUCGAAUCACGAUUAGAUAUUCUCUACAAAAAACCCAAAGAUGAAUGCGAAAUUUUGGAUAAAUUUCCUGGUAAACAAUUAGAAGGAUUACAUUAUGAACCGAUAUUUGAUUAUUUCAAAGAAUAUGGUCAAUCGAUCAAUGCAUUCAUUGUGGCUACCGAUACAUAUGUCACAGCUGAAAGUGGUACCGGUAUCGUACAUUGUGCACCAUUCUUCGGUGAAGAUGAUCAUCGUGUUGCAAUGAAAAUCGGUAUCAUCACUAAAAGUGGCCGUAUAGUAUGUCCACUGGAUUCAAGCUGUCGUUUUGUCGAACCAGUUGCUGAUUUUCUUGGCAUGUUCGUCAAAGAUGCUGAUAAAGACAUUAUUAAGAAUCUUCGAUCAAGAAAUCGUCUGAUUCGUGAUAGUACUGUAAAACAUUCAUAUCCAUUUUGUUGGCGUUCGGAUUCACCAUUGAUUUAUCGUGCGGUGCCAUCUUGGUUUGUUCGUGUUGAAGAAUUUUGCUCGACAUUAGUUGAAAUGAAUAAACAAACAUAUUGGGUUCCCGAUUUUAUCAAAGAAAAACGUUUCGGAAAUUGGCUACGUGAUGCACGUGAUUGGGCCAUUUCAAGAAAUCGAUAUUGGGGUACACCAAUUCCACUAUGGAUAAGCGACGAUAUGGAAGAAAUUGUAUGCGUGGGCUCCAUCGAUGAAUUGGAACGAUUGAGCGGAAUUCGAGUCAAUGAUUUACAUCGUGAGAAUGUCGAUCCAAUCACAAUUCCAUCGAAACGACCUGGUCAUCCACCAUUGAAACGAGUUUCAGAAGUUUUUGAUUGUUGGUUUGAAUCCGGUUCGAUGCCAUAUGCACAAACACAUUAUCCAUUUGAAAAUAAGAAAAUUUUUGAAGAAAAUUUUCCUGCCAGUUUCAUUGCUGAAGGUGUCGACCAAACAAGAGGUUGGUUCUAUACAUUAUUAGUCAUUUCUACACUGCUUUUUGGUAAACCACCAUUUAAAAAUCUUAUCGCAAACGGAAUGAUUUUGGCUUCGGAUGGCCAAAAAAUGAGUAAACGAAAGAAAAACUAUCCGGAUCCAAUGGAAAUUGUUAAGAAAUAUGGUGCCGAUGCUCUUCGAUUAUAUUUGAUCAAUUCACCUGCUGUUCGCGCUGAAAGUCUUCGUUUCCGGGAAGAAGGUGUUCGUGAUCUUCUCAAAGAUGCCUUCAUACCAUGGUUCAAUGCCUACCGAUUUCUAGUACAAAAUAUUGAAAUUUAUGAACAAAAUAAUCCUGGUAUACGAUUCUAUUUUGAUGCACGAUCCAUUGUUCGUUCUGAUAAUAUUAUGGAUCGAUGGAUUUUAUCAUUCACACAAAGUCUAUUUAAAUUUGUUAAAAUUGAAAUGAAAGCUUACCGACUAUAUACUGUCGUUCCACGAUUAGUACGUUUUGUCGAUGAUCUGACCAAUUGGUAUGUUCGAAUGAAUCGUAAACGAUUGAAAGGUGAAUUUGGGGAACAAGAUACACGUCGUGCGUUGGAUACAUUGUUUUCAGUUCUAUUGACAAUGAUCGAAAUGAUGGCAUCGUUUACACCGUUCAUCACUGAAUAUAUGUAUCAAAAUUUACGUAAAGUUAUUAUCGAUGAUGCUUCAUCUCCGGAUCAAAUGCAGACCACUCGAAUUGAAUCUAUCCACUUUAUGCUUCAUUCGUCGGUCCAAGAAGAAUUGAUUGAUAUUACUGUUGAACGACAAGUAUCUUAUAUGCAAACUGUGAUUGAUUUGGGACGAGUACUACGUGAUCGUCGAAAUAUGCCAUUGAAAUAUCCACUUCCUGAAGUGGUGAUCAUUACUAAUUCACAGCAAACAAUCGAAGAUAUUGAUUCACUUCGUUCAUUUAUAUUGGAUGAACUUAAUGUUCGUGAUCUUAAACUUAGUAUGAACAAAGAAGAAUAUGGUGUUCAUCUACGUGGUGAACCGGAUGCGAAAGCACUGGGUCUACGAUUAAGAAAUGAAUCGAAAAAAGUCAUUCAGGCUAUACGUAAUAUGAGUCAGCAAAAAUUGAUUCAAUUCGAGACCAAUCCAAAUAAUUUUGAAGUUGAAGGAUAUCGUUUAGAACCUGGAGAUAUGAAGCUGACUUAUACUUUAGCCGAGUCUGGUUUGGAUAAAAAUUUGGUCGAUAAAUUUGAAGCCGAUUGCCAGAAUGGUAUACUUGUACUAUUGAAUGUUUGUGCCGAUUCGACCAUGAUAGAUGAAGGAACUGCACGGGAAAUAAUUAAUCGUGUACAAAAACUGCGUAAAGAAGCAAAAUUAGUACCAUCUGAUCCGAUUCGUGUUUAUUAUCGAAAUUGUCCGACAACUGCGAAUACUGUUGAACUUGAUCGUAUCUGCAAGGAAUUUCGCGAUUACAUUGAAAAUACAUUGAAAGCCGAAUUUAUUGAUUUGAACACAAAAAAAUCGUUGGAAAUUAAUUUCCUCAUUGAAUCAACUAAUGAUAUUAAGGGCGAGAAAAUUGAACUAUUUAUUGAAUCAUUAUCAAAUUGUUCAAAGAUAUAACCUAGCUAAAAUUUUAACAUGACAAAGAAAAACAUUCGAAAAACAAACUAAUAAUAAUUUCUGAAUGCAAAUGGCAAUUUAUGAUUUAUUAAUUGAUUCAUAUCAUUCAUUUUAUUUUAAUCGAAAAAAAAUAAAUAAAUAA